Molecule: messenger RNA, 285 nt
Organism: Knipowitschia caucasica
Lineage: Eukaryota; Metazoa; Chordata; Actinopteri; Gobiiformes; Gobiidae
Source: the annotation of a GenBank genome assembly
AUGUGGGAGGGUGGAGACAAGAGAGGAAGAGGAGGUGGAAGGAGAGGGGAGAGAAAGAGGAGGGGACGAGGAGUAGGAGAGUGUGGGGAUGAGAACGUGAGGAGGGGGGGAGGAAGAAGCAGAGAGGGCGGAAGAGGGGGGGUUUAUAGGGGAGAGGAGGGAGUUAUUGGGGGGAGAAUGUGGGGGGGGUCAGAGAAGAGAUCAUGUGGUAGACCACGUGGGUUUUUUUUGGGUUGGGUUGGGGGUUUUAGGGGGGGGGGGGGGUCUAAGAGGAGGCGGUUGUAA